GCCUUGAGCCAAACUGGAUGCAGCAGGGACGGGAACCUGCGAUCCUGGACAUUUUGCACUCCAGUCAUACCUCGGUAUUGGCCAUCCUAGCUGGGAGCGGGGCAUGGGAUUACAACCACCCCUGGAGAGACGACAGACUUAGGUUCCCCACCACCAUUCCUUCCGAAGGAUUGCGUGGGUUGAUUCAGGCCCUGGAAAGGCGGAUCGCCAUGGUUGCGUCCUUUGUGCUGCGGGGAAAGCACGGCAAAGCGAAACUCGCCUGCAGGAAAAAGCCUACUAGCGUUUGGAAACCGAGCGCCAGGCGAGAAUAGAAACCGAAAGUGCCAUGUCCUAUAAGAAGCGGCCGGCGGAGUCGCCUUAGCCAGUGGCAAACGAAGCAGUCGGUAAGAACGGAGUCUUGCUCCGGCGUCCAGGAAAAACAAAACUUCCAAGAGCAACGGGAGAGAUUGCUUGGCUUUGGUUUUGUCUAUUUUGGGGGAAAGCAACAGCCACGAUCGCCCUUCCCCACGUGCAGGCGGGGCGGUCCUCCUGACCGAGCGAGAGAAAAAGCUUCUUGGCAGCGCGAAGAGACCCUGGACAGCAGAAUGGAAGCGGCGGCUCCCUCCCACGACGAGUGCAUCCUGUACCUGAUCUUCUGCUUCAGACGGCGGAUCAAGAGCAACAUGCGCGUGGCCCCCGUGCUGGACCUGAUGCCCUCUUUGCCCCACGAGGAGAAAGAUGCUAUCCGAGCCGUGGCGGACCACCACGGGGACGUGGAAGCGGCCGAGCGGCUCCUGCGCGCCCUGGAGAAGGACCGCCGCCCGGCCGGCCUGUGCCAGGAAUUCUACGAGGCGCUGUCGAGGGGCGGCUUCAGCGCCGCCGACUACGUGGACCCCAGCAUGAGCGAGCUGCCCUCGCCUUCCCUCGAGGCCAUGGACGACACGGGCAAGUUACUGGUGAACUUGUUCUCCAGCACACUCGUGGAGAAGCUGAGAGCCACGCAGGUGGCCGAACUGUGCCUGAGGGAGCAGCUUUUUACCGACGAGGACGUGGAGCGGAUCAGAGCCAAAGAUGCAGCAGCAGGGAAUGCAGCAGCGGUGAGGGAGCUGCUAGGCAGAGUAGUGCAGAAGAAAGAGUGGCUGUCGCCAUUUCUGCAGGCCCUGGGCGGAUCUGGGCAUGAAGAGGCCGCAAAUAUCCUAAGUGGACAUAAAGAGGAGCAAAUAGUCAACGGGAUGCCUGCAGGUGAGACUAUGGGCACCGAGGAACCUCAUGUACCUGAGAAUCCAAAGCAGGGUGCUGAGUUGGGGUGCAGCUUCACCCGUGAGGAGAAUGCCUCAGAAGAAUCGUGUGGAGGGAGUUCUGCAGUUUCAGAUUCUGACGUCAGUUUGCUGGAUGCAAGUGUCAAUGAUGUGAGCGAGAUUGUCGGUCGGGGCAGCCUCGCCAACGGUGAUUCAGAUGAUGCUGAGGAUGAAGAGACAAGAGUUUCACCAGAGCCAGAGCUGACUCUCAGAGACUACCAGAUGGAGGUUGCCAAGCCUGCCCUGGAAGGGAAGAAUAUUAUCCUGUGCCUCCCUACAGGCAGUGGCAAGACCCGAGUGGCCGUCUACAUUGCCAAAAACCACUUGGAUAAGAGAAGGGAAGCCGGAGAGCCUGCAAAAGUUAUCGUGCUUGUCAACAAGGUGCCAUUGGUGGAGCAGCAUUUCCGGAAAGAAUUUCACCCCUUUCUGAAGCAUCAGUAUCGAGUCAUUGGGCUGAGCGGUGCCUCUCAGCUGAAAAUUUCCUUCCCUAAAGUUGUCACAGAUAACGAUGUCAUUAUCUGCACAGCUCAGAUCCUUGAGAAUGCAUUGCAAAAUGCAGACCAGGACGAAGAAGAGGGAGUUCAGUUAAAAGCGUUCUCCCUGAUCAUCAUUGAUGAAUGCCAUCACACUCAGAAGGAAGGGGUGUAUAACAAUAUCAUGCGCCAAUACUUAAAAGAGAAGAGGGACAAUGAGAAGCGGAGGAAAGAGGGCAAGCCGUGUUCUCCACAAGCUCAGGUUCUGGGACUGACAGCUUCACCUGGGGUCGGAGGUGCAAAAAAUGCGGCAAAGGCUGAGCAGCAUAUUUUGAAAAUAUGUGCCAAUCUUGAUGCAGAUGGAAUUAUGACAGUUCAAGAACAUGCCCCACAGCUGAAGGAUCAGGUGAAAGAACCCUCCAAGAAGUUUGAGAUUGCAGACAACAAGAGAAAGGAUCCGUUCAGAGAGAAACUCAUAAACAUAAUGACAGAGAUCCAGACUUAUUGUGAAUUCAACCCAAGGGCUGAGUAUGGAUCUCAGACCUAUGAGCAGUGGGUGAUUCAAGAGGAGAAGAAAGCUGCCAAAGAAGAGCAUCGCAAGCAGCGGGUCUGUGCAGAGCAUUUGAAGAAAUACAACGAUGCCUUGAUGAUUAAUGACACCACCCGAAUGAUGGAUGCGUAUAAGCAUCUCAAAAGCUUCUACACGGAAGAAAAGAGUAAGAAGAUGGCAGUGAAUGAACACAAUGAGGAUCAGCCAGGAGCAUCAAAACCAGAUGAAACUGAUGCAUUUCUUAUAGCUUUGUUUUAUGCCAAAGAGAGGGAGCUACAACAUUUAACCAGAGAAGCAAAAUAUGAAAACGAAAAGCUGACCAAGCUGCGUAGAACAUUAAUGGAAGAAUUCACAAAGACAUCUGAGCCCAGAGGAAUCAUUUUCACAAAGACUCGGCAAAGUGCUGUUGCUCUCCAUCAGUGGAUUGAAGAGGACCCAAAAUUUGAGGACGUUAAAGUGAAAUCUCACUAUCUUAUUGGUGCCGGACACAAUAGUGAGUUUAAGCCCAUGACUCAGAAUGAACAAAAGGAAGUCAUUGAAAAAUUUCGUGCUGGAAAAGUCACCCUCCUUAUUGCUACUACUGUGGCAGAAGAAGGCCUGGAUAUCCCGGAAUGUAACAUAGUUAUCCGCUAUGGCCUUGUUACCAAUGAAAUAGCUAUGAUGCAGGCUCGUGGACGAGCUCGAGCGGACGAGAGCACCUAUGUGCUUGUGGCGUCGGGGGAAUCCGGAGCUGUUGAACGUGAAAGCGUCAACAUGUUCCGCGAGAGAAUGAUGCACAAAGCAAUCGGACGUGUCCAGGACAUGCCCAGAGAAGAGUAUAUACGUAAGAUACGAGACUUUCAGCUGCAAAGCAAGAUGGAGGCCAAAAUGAAGGCUAGGAAAGAACAGUCAAAGAAAUGCAAGGAAAACCCAUCUUUGAUCAAGUUCCUCUGCAAAAACUGUACCAAGCUGACCUGUUCAGGAGAAGACAUACAGGUCAUUGAAGACAUGCAUCAUGUCAGCGUCAAAACGGAAUUUGCGGGCCUUUAUAUUAAAAGGGAAAACAAGACUCUGCAAGCAAAAGCAGCGGAUUAUCAAACCAAUUGGGAAAUUAUCUGCAAAGAUUGUGGACAAGUUUGGGGAAAUAUGAUGGUGUUCCGAGGCCUAGACCUGCCUUGCUUGCAAAUAAAAAAUUUUGUGGUUUCGUUCAACGACAAGAAAACUCCUGUCAAAAAGCUCUUUAAAAGAUGGGGCGAGCUGCCUGUCAAGUUUCCAGAUUUCAGUUAUGCGGAUCAUUGCAUUUCCAGUGAUGAUGAUUAAGAAGGCUUGAGAGAGAGAGAGAGAGAGAGAGAGAGAGAGAGAGAGAGAGAGAGAGAGAGAGAGACUCUAAGGCAUGUGGAGAUGCUAAGAUUGCGCACUCAGGUUCUUAAUAGGGAAAAGUUUACCCGAGCAUGUUUAUGACGUGAGGACCACAGCACCAAGCAAUGGCCUGUAUGCGUGGCAAGAGCUUUCUUUUCGCAUCAAAUUCUGAGUAGAGUCAGUUCAUGCUUUGAGCUGUGAGUCACAGAGUGGGAAGGAAUAGUUGCGUGAUGCCCACACAUGUAUAAAUUAGCUCAACAAUGUGGAAUUGCCAAGUGCAGCCAAAAGCUUCUGCGGAGAGUCAUUUUGCUUGGGAGUUUGCAUUCGACCCUGCAGUGGCUGUCUAGGGUGGACCACAACGUCAUCAGACCAUGUGGAACCAUGUCUCUAAUCGGCAAACGGCAUUAAAUGAAACCCGUGUUACCAAUUAUUCUAUUGCCCAAUAUGCAGCUGAUGCUAUAUUCAAGUUCCUGUGCAUUUCAUCAAUAAAAGCACAUUUCCUAAAUUGAUUUGUGAUCAAACUUUAACAAAAGAGGCUGAUGUUUUUCUGAAUCUAGUAUCGUGUUUAUGUUACAUAUAUAUAUAUAUUUCAGCUACAAAAUGUUUUGCACUUUAGUACCGGGCAGCUUGUUGCUCAAUGUUCCGGUUAAAUAAAAAUAAAAUAAAAUAAAAAAAUAGGCCGUUGGUGACUUUCUGUUCUCUCUCUUUUAAACUGUUUUUGACUGCAAUCCUAAUCCCAUUUAACAGGGAAUAAACUCACCAGGACUUAUUUCUGAGUAGAGACCUAUAGGAUUGCACUUGUUAGUUUAUUGACUUAAGUCAGGCAUGGGGAAUCUGGCUAUGCUGCUGUUUGCCGUAUCUACUACUCCCAUCGGCCCUAUAAAGCAUGGCCAGUGGCAUAGCAUGAUGGGAGUUGUAGUUCAGAAACAGCUGGCGGGUCAAAGCUGUAAAUGCACCAGCUGUAAAUGCAAAAUGAUGUAUUCUCAGAAGGAAAAAGAGUAUGGAUUUAUACAUUAGGAAGCCUGGGGCACAGGUGAGUAGCAUUCUUGGGGAAAUUGUGUAUUUAUAACAUCUUGGAUAAAAGAGAAAGCAUUGUUAAACAUGUUAUUAAUAUUACCAUAAAGAAGCAAAGUGAAAGGGCACGUAUCUUGGCACUUGUAUGUACAGUAUGUGGAUUGUAUUCACUCUGCGAUGCAUCUACACUAGCUGUUUAAUUUGGAGUGGGCAUCAUUCAUUCCAUUUAAAAAAAAUUAGUUCAGAUUUUUAUAGAGAAUUCAGAUUAGGUUGUCCCUUCUGGUAUUUUUCAUGUUGCUUCCCUGUCUUUCUGAGAUAGUAUUUUUGUCUUAAAACACAAUUAUAGUGCAAACCUACCCAGUGUAGAUUUGCAAAGAAUUAUUGGGGCUUUUAGGGCCACUGUCACUUUAAUUAGUAGUAGUAUUGUCGUGUCAUUAGUUCUUACACCAAAAAAGACCCUGAUUUGCAUAAGAUAUGUAUAUGGUAAAAAGGUAAAGGACCCCUGACAGUUAAGUACAGUCGCGAACGACUCUGGGGUUGCGGCGCUCAUCUCGCUUUACGGUCCUUGAGAACUGGCGUUUGUCUGCAGACAGUUUUUUGGAGUCAUGUGGCCAGCAUGACUAAGCCACUUCUGGCGCAAUGGAACACCAAAACCAGAGCAGCGCACGGAAACGCCGUUUUUUUACCUUCCUGCCACAGCAGUACCUAUUUAUCUACUUGCACUUUGACAUACUUUCAAACUGCUAGGUUGGCAGGAGCUGGGACCGAGCAACGGGAGCUCACCCUAUCAUGGGGAUUCAA
Messenger RNA from Zootoca vivipara (common lizard), 5453 nucleotides. It is a transcript of the gene IFIH1, whose product is annotated as interferon induced with helicase C domain 1. The record is from RefSeq and is a predicted model, not a curated record. Gene Ontology annotation, biological process: antiviral innate immune response; MDA-5 signaling pathway. Gene Ontology annotation, cellular component: cytoplasm. Lineage: Eukaryota; Metazoa; Chordata; Lepidosauria; Squamata; Lacertidae. Gene Ontology annotation, molecular function: hydrolase activity; single-stranded RNA binding; ATP binding.